Messenger RNA from Lycium barbarum (goji berry), 1091 nucleotides. RefSeq lists its product as uncharacterized. The record is from RefSeq and is a predicted model, not a curated record. Lineage: Eukaryota; Viridiplantae; Streptophyta; Magnoliopsida; Solanales; Solanaceae. The transcript is spliced from 2 exons. The coding region runs from base 224 to 919 and encodes 231 amino acids.
UAUUCCAGAAGUCAAGAAGAACGUGGGAGCAAAUGCAUUAUUUAGUCAUUCGUCUUUUCCUCUGUAUAAAAAUGAUCGGCCAUAACUGAUACUAUUAGUCUGCUCUAUACCUAUGUGAACCAAACCAUCAAAGAAACAAAAAAAAAAAAAAAACAUACCCUUUCUUCCUUUUCUCUUCAAACUAAAUAAAAACCCUAUUACACGGCACCAAAACAACAGAGCCAUGGGGACAAAAACAGAAACAAGUUCAACAUUAAAGCUUCCUCUAUUUUCAGUAAAUUCACCUGAUGAUUUAGGGAUGUUAACCCCUCUUCAUACUUCAGCUUCAAUACCAUUUUCUUGGGAAGAAAAACCUGGUAAACCUCGUCCAUGUACUGACCUAAUCCCUCAUCCAAACACCAAUAUUUUCAAUGAGCCUAAAUUAUGCUUAGAGCCACCUCCUAGGCUUUACAAUUACUACAUGGAAUCUACAAAUAAAACCACAUCUCCCACUACUGUUCUUGAUGGCCCUUAUAUUACUAGCAAGCCCAAGUUUUCUUCUUUCAGGUUAUUGAGGGAUCGACGUCGUAGACUAGGGUCUUUUGAUAGUAGUGCUAGUUCAGAAACAGGACAACUCAGUGCAUUUGUUCUUGGUAAGAAGAAAUCUGAAAGCAAAAGGUGGUGGCGCCGACCUAUUGUUAAAAGUAAACCUGGUGAUACUGAUGAGUGUAGUUUUGGGUUUCCAUCUUCUACAGAUUCAACAGAUUGUGUUAGUCUUAAUAAUGAAUGCACUAUUAAAAUGGCAACACUUGAGAGAAGUGGAAGCUUCUCAGGUCACUCCCAGGCUAAGACUCACAUUUGGGCAACUAUAUACGAGGGUUUCAAGCAGGUAAUACCAUGGAAGAGCAAAAAAUCAAAGAAAGAAGCGCUUCUCGGCUAACUUUCAAUAUCAGCUAUUAUGCUGAUUAAAUGAAGACUUGAUAUAGUUGCUUUCUCGAGUUAGUACUCCUGGUUAAAUACGCAGGAGAUAUAUAAACAAAUGUAUCGUGAAUCGUCUGAAUGUAGCAAUUUACUACCAUUAGCCUUAUAUUUCACUAGAACAUUUUUGUACA